AUGUCCACGUGGCAUCUUUGCUCUGACGAUGGAUCAAAUUAUCGUUGGGAGGUUAUCAGUCCGAACUUGCCGUCGAAACUUGAUGAUGACCCAAAAGGCCCUCCUAUUGCAAAAUACCCUUCCAUGGUCGAUCUCCUAAUUGAAGAUCACACGCAUAUAGGAGGUUCAAAGCUUAUUGAGAACGAUGAUGAUAGAAGAGUGGAUAAAUACCCGAUGUUUAGAACCGAAAUUGGUAACUCUGUGUCGUUGAAAGAAUCUUCAAUUGCAAAAGCAAUAUCUAUCCUAAAUGAAGACGACGUUGCCUCUACUGAUACUCCAACGAUGUUUAUAGCAAUUGAAGAUUCAUCGUUGCAAAAGCUAUAUUACUACUCUAUUGUGUCGUUGAAAAGUUGUGACCGUGAUUCGAGGUUACCAAUCGCUCAGGUUUUAACGGUGAUUUCGCAGAAGCAAAAAUCGGCUCUCAAAGAAGCUUACAAGAAGAAGAAGCUCCUCCCUUUGGAUCUCCGUCCCAAGAAGACUCGUGCCAUUCGUCGCCGCCUUACUAAACAUCAGGUUCUUUUAGUUUUUGUUUACAGUUAUUGA
Messenger RNA from Hibiscus syriacus, 582 nucleotides. Its product is annotated as protein BREAST CANCER SUSCEPTIBILITY 2 homolog B-like. Lineage: Eukaryota; Viridiplantae; Streptophyta; Magnoliopsida; Malvales; Malvaceae. Gene Ontology annotation, cellular component: cytosolic large ribosomal subunit; ribosome. Gene Ontology annotation, molecular function: structural constituent of ribosome; mRNA binding. The record is from RefSeq and is a predicted model, not a curated record. Bases 1 to 582 code for a protein of 193 amino acids. The transcript is spliced from 4 exons. Gene Ontology annotation, biological process: translation; maturation of LSU-rRNA from tricistronic rRNA transcript (SSU-rRNA, 5.8S rRNA, LSU-rRNA).